This is a messenger RNA of Trichosurus vulpecula (common brushtail), 4611 nucleotides long. It is a transcript of the gene MUC19, whose product is annotated as mucin 19, oligomeric. Lineage: Eukaryota; Metazoa; Chordata; Mammalia; Diprotodontia; Phalangeridae. The coding region runs from base 1 to 4611 and encodes 1536 amino acids. The record is from RefSeq and is a predicted model, not a curated record. The transcript is spliced from 31 exons. Gene Ontology annotation, cellular component: extracellular matrix.
AUGUUAGAACAGGAGCAGUUGGCUUAUAUGUUUUGUGAUUGUGACAAAGAGAGUUCCAGUACUUCACAAUUUAGUGUCAAUGUCCAAAUAAGCCUCUAUCCAUGUUUCAACCAUCUGGCUAGCAGCUGCUCAUCUAUAAGUACACCUGAUUAUUCGACAUUUGGAUCCAAUGAAUCAGGUGAAUCUUCCACAUGGGGCAAAGGAGCAUAUAAAGCCUUUAAUGGUCAAAUUUUUUCCUUUGAGUCUUCAUGCACAUACACCUUCUGUCGUCACUGUGUUGAAUCUGGAAGUUAUUUUAACAUUGAAAUCAAACGAAAUAAUCAGAGUGAUAUUGAAAAAAUAACAGUCUUACUUGAUGGAAAUGAUAUCUCUAUUAGUGGAAAAACAAUCCUGGUUAAUGGAGAAAGUGUAAAUGUUCCAUUUAAUAACAAGUUGAUUCACAUAAGACAUUAUGGAGACUAUACUAAGCUGGAAAGCCGUAGAGGAAUCCUAUUUUUAAUGUGGAACACAAAGGAUAAAUUGUCACUUACUCUUCACAAACCAUAUUCUACCUGUGGUCUUUGUGGAAAACUGAGUGAUUAUCCUGAGGAAGAUAUUGAUGAAAACAUUGCCAACAGUAAAAUUUCUGAUGACUGUCCUAAAGCCAUAGCUAAGCAAUAUGAAGAAUGUGAGGAUGGAAAAGAGUAUUGCAACAAGGUGAUUGGAACAUACUUUGAGAAAUGUGGAAAAAUUACUUCUUUGUCCAAUGAAUACAAACAAAUCUGCAUUGAAGACUACUGCAAGAAUGGGAGCAAGAAUUAUACUUGUGACAGUUUCUCUGAAUUGUCCCGCCUCUGUGCUUCAGAUGGUCCUGGUGCCUAUGAAUCAUGGAGAAAUGAUUCUGAUAUAGUUUGUGAAAAACAUGUAUGUCCAGAGACACAGAUCUACAAAGAAUGUAGUCCUUCAAACCCACCAACAUGUUCAAAUGUGGCUCCCUUCCAAAACAGUGAAUGUGUGAGUGGCUGCAUCUGCCCCGAAGGUUUUCUGCUUGAUGAUAUUGGAGAAAAACUCGCUUGUGUAUUAAAAGCUGAUUGUCCCUGUGAAUCCAAUGGGAAGAUAUAUAAGCCAGGAGAAGUUAGAGAUGGGCCCUGUUUUUCUAAGUGUAUGUGUAAAGAAGCAAAGUGGUUCUGCACAGAAGCAUUAUGUCCUGGAAGAUGUAAAGUAGAAGGAAGUUCAUUUACAACCUUUGAUGGUGUUUCAUAUGAACAUCCUGGAAACUGUCACUUUUUAGCUGUCCAUGAUGAAAAUUGGUCUAUUAGCAUUGAACUUCGUCCAUGUCUAAGUGGUCAAACCAGAACAUGCUUGAAUAGCGUCACCCUUCUUUUAAAUUCUUCUCUUUCAGCUGACAAAUAUAUAUUUAAUAAUGAUGGUAGCAUCACAAACAACAAGAUUAAAAGGCAAAGUUAUUAUUCUGAUGCAAUUCAGAUUUUUAAAGUAUCUUCCUCAUACCUACAAGUAGGGACAUCUUUUGGAUUAAAAAUGCAGAUACAAAUUGAUCCUGUGAUGCAAUUGUAUAUUUCUCUGCCACCCAACAAAUUUACAAACACAGUGGGACUCUGUGGAUCCUACAAUAAGAAAGCGGAGGAUGAUUUCUUGUCAAGUCAGAACAUGUUAGAAAAGACAUCUCAGAUUUUUGCUGACUCAUGGGAAAUGAUGUCCUGUCCGAAAGGAAGACCUUCUUCGUGUAUAAGCAUAGAAAAUGAAAAGUUUGCUGAAAAUAAUUGUUUGAAUCUUACUGAUCCAAGUGGGCCUUUUGCUACCUGUCAUUCCAUUGUAGACCCUAGAUCCUAUCAUGAGAAAUGUAAAACAUUCACUUGCUCUUGUGAAAAUACCCAAGAUUGCUUAUGUACAAUGAUAGGAAACUAUGUAAAAGCAUGCGCUGAGAAUGGAGUAUACAUAAGUGGAUGGAGAAAGGGCCAAUGUGAACAAACUUGUCAAAAUGGCCUGGUCUUCAAGUACAACGUGAAAGCUUGCAAUAGCUCUUGCCAAUCAUUAUCAGAGAGUGAUAAGAGCUGCGUUGUACAAGAUAUUCCAGUUGAUGGAUGUAGCUGCCCUGAUGGACUGUAUCUUAACAGUGAAGGAUCUUGUGUCCUGAAAACCCACUGUGACUGCUACAUAAAUGAUGAAAUUGUGAAACCAGGCAAAAAUACUUCCAUUGAUGGCAAUGUAUGUAUCUGCCAAGAUGGUACUCUUCUUUGCCAGGAUCCAGUUGACAAAAUCUCAGAAAAUUGUACUGGGGGAGCUAAAUAUGUGAAUUGCAGUGAACCAAAUGCACAGCAGAGGCAGGACAGAACAUGUAGUUCUCGGAAUAUACCUAGUUUUAAUGAGGACAUUCCCUGCAGACGUGGAUGCUUCUGUCCUAUAGGAAUGGUUCGGGACUCAAAAGGAAACUGUAUUUUUCCUGAUGACUGUCCAUGUUUUUUUGGUGGAUUGGAAUAUGACCAAGGAAGUAUUACAACAGUUGGAUGCAAUGAAUGUACUUGUGUAAAAGGAUCCUGGAAUUGCACACAAAACACAUGUCAAACAUCCUGCCAUAUUUAUGGGGAUGGACAUGUUAGAACCUUUGAUGGAAAAACAUACAGCUAUGAUGGUCUCUGUCAGUAUUCUUUUGUUGAGGAUUAUUGUGGUCAAGAAUCUGGCACAUUCCGAGUUUUAACUGAAAGUGUUCCAUGUUGUGCAGAUGGACUUACAUGCUCAAGAAAAAUAGUAGUUGCUCUAAAGGACCAAAAUGUUGUCUUGCAAGAUGGCAAAGUCACAGUAGUCAAAAUUCCGGAAAGCAAAGGAUGUGAACUUAAUACAACUGUAUACUCUAUGCACACUGUUGGUCUGUACUUGAUUUUGAAAUUUCUAAAUGGAUUAACCCUGAUCUGGGACAAAAAUACAAGAGUAUCUGCUAUAUUGGAUCCAAGCUGGAGUGGAAACGUGUGUGGUCUGUGUGGAAAUAAUAAUGGAGAUCUCAAGGAUGAUUUCACUACAAGGCAUGCAUCAGUAGCUGUUGGAACACUGGAAUUUGGAAAUAGUUGGAAAACAAGUCAAGAGUGUUCAGACACAGUGGUUCAAGCUUUUCCAUGUGAUUCUAACCCAUACUGUAAAGCAUGGGCUUUAAGAAAAUGUGGGAUUAUCAGAGAUAGUACAUUUAAAGAUUGCCACAACAAGGUUGAUCCUGAUGCUUACUAUACUGCAUGUUUGGAAGAAGCCUGUGUAUGUGAUAUGGAAGGAAAAUACCUUGGAUUCUGUACUGCUGUGGCCAUGUAUGCAGAAGCUUGUAGUGCAGUUGGAGUUUGUGUCUCUUGGAGAAAGCCAGACCUUUGCCCUGUCUAUUGUGAUUUUUACAAUGCCCCUGGUGAAUGCAGCUGGCAUUAUGAGCCCUGUGGAACAGUGAAAGCCAAAACAUGCAAAGAUCACCUUAUUGGACAAAAAUUUGCUACUAUUUUGGAAGGUUGCUAUGCUAAAUGCCCUGACAGUGCCCCAUAUCUGGAUGAAAACACCAUGAAGUGUGUCAAUUUAUCAGAGUGCAGCUGCUUCUACAAUGAUGUGAUACCAGCAGGCGGAAUAAUAGAAGAUGAAUGUGGAAGAACAUGUUUUUGCAUAGCAGGACAAUUACAGUGCGUGGAAACAGUCACGUCCAUAGGAACCAUUGGGACAAACAGAACUGAAACAAGUGUGACAAGCAUAUCAGCUCCAUGGACCACCGUCAGCUAUAGUGCAGACACAGAAGCAAUCCUGACGACAGCAGCAGCCAGUGGGACGAGUAGCGCUCAAAGCACCACUAAGGCAAGUUCAGCAGCUGGGAGCAGCGUUUCCAGUGGAGCCACCAAAGGAAGCAUGGAGCUCCUAGACUUCCUUGCCUCUUUCAGGGGCAACCACAUAGCCUCAACAGCCAAGGCAGUGCAGUUGACAGGCAGCCCCUGCUUUCUAAUUGGCCGGGACAGGCAGGCCAGCCAGGCCAGGCAGUGCCAUAUGCCAUGUAGACUUGGAGAAGUAUCAAAGACGCAAGCUUACUUGGCGGCUUUCAGACCAGCGAUUCUUGCUUUGGGGUCUCUGAUAGCCUCUGAAAGCCACGGCUUUCCUUCACCUCGAAGCCCCGACAAGAAUCCACUGUACGGGCAUGCAACGAAGGAGAUAUUCUCCUGUUUGCCAAGGUGCUGCAAAGGCCGAAUUUCCCUUCUGCACUUCCUCUUCUUGCUGCACAUUUCAUUAUUCCCUCUUUCUCUUGCUUUGGCACUAGAGCCCCAUCUCUCUCUCUCCCACAUGGGAGAGCAGCCUCUGCCUAUUCCUCCACAGCAAGUCUCUCCUUUGCCAUUUCUCUUUGCUGCAAAAGAGAAGAAGCUCUGCAAAUCAAGAAGCAAGCAUAGCCACUCAUGCUCCAUCGAGGCAGAAACCAUCAGCCUUUUGGACAUGAGAUGCGGCCAGCAGGACAAUCCUAGGAGAGCCAUGUUUUGGCGCUCAGGGACUAGCAGGGGCGCCCUCAGAGAAUUCUGGAAAUCCAAGGCAAGGCCAUGGAUCCAGGAUGCCAUUGCUCAUCAGCCAUUCUCAUCUCUGCUGCCCUUUCGUAGCCCGCUGAGGCCAUGA